Molecule: messenger RNA, 768 nt
Organism: Acanthopagrus latus (yellowfin seabream)
Lineage: Eukaryota; Metazoa; Chordata; Actinopteri; Spariformes; Sparidae
Gene: ptrhd1
Product: peptidyl-tRNA hydrolase domain containing 1
Exons: 2
Coding region: 41-421 (126 amino acids)
Molecular function (GO): peptidyl-tRNA hydrolase activity
Source: RefSeq, a predicted model, not a curated record
AAGAAAACAAACCCCGAAUCCGUUCCUGUUCAGGUUAAGCAUGGCGGCUACAGGAGCCGGGUCCCCGAGCCGGCUGGUCCAGUAUGUGGUUGUCCGCUCGGAUCUGGUUCACAAGCUAUCCUGGCCCCUAGGUGCCGUUAUAACUCAGGCCUGUCAUGCUGCCACCGCCGCCAUUCACCUUCACUACGGGGACGCGGAAACACAGCAGUACCUGGCGGAGCUGGACUCCAUGCAUAAAGUGGUGCUAGGGGCUCCAGACGAGGCCGCCCUCUCUAGUCUAUCAGAGAACCUAACACAGGCCGGUGUGGCUCACAAGCUUUGGAUCGAACAGCCAGAGAACAUCCCCACCUGCUUGGCUCUGAAGCCAUGUCCAAAAGAGACCGUCCAGCCGCUGCUCCGCAAGUUCAAACUCUUCAAAUGACGGCAUUAAAAGACAUUGUUCAUAUCUGAAGUUACAGUGCAUGUCAGCGGUGAGGAGGAGGCUUCAGUAUCUAAUUUCAUCUAUGAAAGGACGACAUCUGAAAGUUGUGCUCCUCUUCUCAGUGAAUCCUAUAAUCAAGUUUAAAGUUGGUAAAUACAAAGUCUUUUCUGGAUUAAGUUCUGCGGCCAUGUGUUCAGGAUGUCACUGUAUUAGGAGUGAACUCUGAUAAUAUAGUGACAAAAAUGGAUUUGUUGUUUACAUGAAGUAAAUAAAUCAUACUCUUAUCUUUUAUUUUAUUUUGUUUGCACACAUAAAAUUGCAAUAAAGUCCAGAGAAUGAAAAAACAA